This is a messenger RNA of Drosophila guanche, 3820 nucleotides long. RefSeq names its product kinesin-like protein GA13060. Gene Ontology annotation, biological process: microtubule-based movement. The transcript is spliced from 7 exons. Gene Ontology annotation, molecular function: microtubule binding; ATP binding; microtubule motor activity. The record is from RefSeq and is a predicted model, not a curated record. Bases 325 to 3714 code for a protein of 1129 amino acids. Lineage: Eukaryota; Metazoa; Arthropoda; Insecta; Diptera; Drosophilidae.
AACGGAAACGACACGCGACUGGCGUCGUUCGCGUCGCGUGAAUGAGUGGAUGAACCAACAACAACAACAUCAACAACAAAUCGAAGCAAAAGUCGGAGAAGAGCUUGGAUGUGUUGGAUGCGUGUGUAGUACAGUGUAAAUCAUGUUUAAGCGAAACCGAAUAUCGCAAAAGCCAAAGAUGAAAUCAACAGCAACAAGAAAUUGCCAGUCAUAAAAAAAGGGAAACCAAAGUGCUUCCAGCCAUAAACUUCCACAACUGUGGCAUCCACAAACCAAGGACGAACAGGAGCAGCAGCAGCAGUAGCUGUAGCAGCAGCACCAGCCAUGGCCUCUAGCAUCUCCCGGAACGGCGGCUUCUGCGGUGCACUGCAACGCGCACCACCGCCCAUGCCGCCGGGUCUAGCGCGACGACUUAGCAGCCGCGAAUGCUACGGCGUGGGGAAAGUGAAGGUUAUGCUGCGCGUCUCCGACAGAGCGCCGGACAAGGACUCCAACGGAGAGCCCGAAUUUAUGGCGCUGGACAAGAAGAAGCGCCAGGUGACGCUCACCGAUCCCCGUAAUGUGUGUCCGCCCCCGCAGGCUGCACAGGAGCGAGGACCCAUGGUGGCCGCACCCAAAAUGUUUGCAUUCGAUAAUCUCUUCACCGCAGAGGAUAAACAGUCGGAUGUGUGUGCAUCGGCCCUCAGCGAAGUAAUUCCCGCGGUACUGGAGGGUUCCGAUGGCUGCCUGCUGGCCAUGGGCUACCCCUCCACUGGACAGCAGCACACGGUGCUGGGUGGCGAUGUGGCAAGUGGGGCGGCAUUUUCUCUGGGCGCCGCCCCCUGUGCCAUUGCCUGGCUCUACAAGGGCAUACAGGAGCGGCGGCAGAAGAGCGGCGCUCGAUUCUCAGUGCGCGUUAGCGCUGUGGGCGUCAGUGCCACCAAACCGGAUGCACUCUCCACGGAUUUGCUCAUCUCGCAUGCGGCUGAAUCUGACGACUCCCCGGGGAUUUAUUUGCGUGACGACUUCCUUGGCGGUCCAACGGAACUACGUGCACCCACCGCGGAGCGUGCGGCGCUUUUCCUCGACUCUGCUCUGGCCGGACGCUUAAAAAGUUCCGGUUCUACUUCCACGGCCCCCUUGGAGUCCGCCCUCAUCUUUACGCUGCAUGUCUACCAGUACAGCUUGUCCCGCAAGGGGGGUGUGGCUGGCGGUCGGAGCCGUUUACAUAUCAUCGACUUGGGCGGCUGUGCCAAUCGCAGCGGGGGCUUACCCCUGUCGGGCAUCGGCAACAUACUGCUGGCCAUAUUAUCGGGUCAGAGGCAUCCGCCGCACAAGGACCACCCACUGACGCCACUGCUCAAGGACUGCCUGGCGCCCAUCACCUGCCACGUGGCGAUUGUGGCCCAUGUCCUGCACGACCAGAGCUACCAGGAUGCCCUCUCCACCAUCCAGAUUGCCUCGCGCAUCCAUCGCCUGCGACGCCGCAAGCACCGCGUGCCCAUGCCCCUGGCCGUGGGCCUCGCCCAAGGCCUCAGCGGCGGCUCCUCAGCUGGCUCUGGUGCGGAUCCUUCCAGCUCUGAAAUCUCCGCCGAUACGGUCAUCUAUAUGGGACCCAAUGACGAUGCCACCGACGGGGAACAUCCGCCUGUGUAUCUGCCAUCGCUCAGUGCAGGCGACAAUCGCGCCAUAAUGAGCAAGGCCCUCAAGGGCAGUGGCCUGGAGAAGCCGCCAACGCAGAUGAAGGCGGGUCUGUCCAGUCCCAUGAUGAUGAAGAAGGCAAUGGCAGCAGCCGGGGAUAAGGUCAAAAAGCUGCCCGGAAAUAGUCCCAUGGGCAGCCUGAAACGUCAGGCAGGUGCAGGAGCUUGCUCCUCGCCUUUGGUGCCGCACGAGCAGCCGCAACUUGCACAUGGAUCGCCAAUACCCAUACCCAGACAUAUGGUGUCCAAGGGCUCCAAUGUGCCAUCGCCCAAGGGCUCUCCUCUACGCAGAGCGCAUGCUGGAGCACAUCCAGGCGCAGCCUUGGAACAACUUGAAGCUGGCAUGAGAAAGAUUACGGAGGAGCAGUGGAUCGAUGGACCACGUGUAUCCAGAGCCAAGGUGGCGGAGGCGCGGCAUCUGAUGCGCGAAGUGAAUCACGUAAAGCAGUGCGAAACGUGGGUGGAUGGACCCAAAUCUCUGUCCUGUCGAUCCCUUACAGCGGGAAAUCUGCCGGCAACUGGUGCCCAAACGCAGGGCUAUGGCUUCAUGGACUCGCACAAAAAGACCAUGAUCCGGCAGUGGGUGGAGACGCAAACGUCGCAGGUCUUCCAGUGUCCAGCCACGGCAUCGGCAAGCAAUUCCCCCACGGCGCUGCAUUGGAAGCUCUCGCAGCUGAAGCAGAAAUCCCUGGACCUACCCGAUAGACCCGCAUUCCUUCCCGAACAAUCGUUGGAUCUGCCACAGCAGUGCCACGAGAGUUUGCCCCAGGACAUGGCGCUGCCGCCGGAUGGCGAUGAGGAUCAGGAUAGCGGUCCCUCGGAGGUGCCACCCGCUCUGCCGCUGUUCGACGAUCCAUUGGGCUCCAGGGACAUCUCGCACGACAGCCUGCAUCGCAUGCUCUCGCGACACGUGUCAAGGGAACAGCUGCACGAAGCUGAUAGUCGCGCUUCCUCCUCGCAUCAUCAUCAGCAACAUCAUCGUCCCUCCUCACAGCGCAGCAUCGAUUGUGGUCUGCAGGUGACAGAGGAGGAGAUUGCACGCACCAUGGCCAUGAGGGAACAUGAGCAUUCAAUGCAUCCACUUUCGGCUCUGAGCCACUGCGAUAAUCUCUCCUUUGUGUCCAGCUUCAAUAUGGCUUGUGAGUCGUUCAGCGAGUGCGGCGAGAGAGCAAGACAUCAGUUCGAUCAACUGGCACGCCUCCACGAGAUCUUCACCUCCCAACUGGCCAUGGCCGAGGUCACGCCCUCCGCCGCGCUCUUCCGCACGGACGUGAGCAGCGUGUUCAGCGAGCCCGUGUUCCGCUUCAAUGUGGGUCAGAGCAGCGUCUGCAGCGAGCCCGCCUACCGCCUGACACCGAGUCCGCCCAAGCAGCCGUCGCACAGCCCCAGCCAGGGAUCGCUGCCGAGUCUGAAUGGCAUCAUGGAGAUUGCGGGCAUGGACGACUACGCCUUGCUGCGCCAGCCGGACGGCGCCUCCGAUCCGAGUCUGCCCAAAAGCGAGAAACGUUUCGCCCCGCAGCACGAUGACAUCUGCGAGCUGGACGAGAAGGCCAUGGCUGCGGCGGUGGGUAAACGAAACUCCUUGGAGGAUGCCCAGCAUAAGCUCAAUGAGAUUACGAAUAUCCUGCCGCUGGCGGCACAGUCGAGGCUGCCACUGCUGCCGCUGAACACCAGCUCCGAGGCGUACGACAGCGGCCAUGAUUCCAACUCCACGCCGCGGACAUCGAAGCACUCGGGCAUCUCGCGGCGGGCGGAGAGCGGCUACCACAGUGUGGCCACAGUGCGGGACUCGGACGAGAGCAGCUUCGCCUCGGGCAUGUCCAAGGGACAGCGACAUCGCAUCACCAUAUCAGGCGGGGGAGUAACAGCUGCUGGAGGAGGCGCCUGCACGGGUAACUAUCAGCGGCAUGUCCAUGGUGGCGGCCACAAGAAGCAUCGGCAUCGCCAUGAGGGCAACAAGGGCCUCUGCAACUGGCUGCUCACACCCUUCUCCUGCACAUAUCCAGAGACUGAGGGUGAAAUCAGUGAUUUCUAGGAAGCAGAGCAGCAGCAGCAGCAACAGGAGAAUGAGGACCAGUCCAAUCACCCACCAAAAGGAAACCAGAGCUAAGUCCAGCAUUCAAAUGGCCAAAAAAAAAACA